AUGGAGGACGUACUGACAAAACUCACUUCUGGGAAUCUCAGAACCUACACUGCAGUCAUUUUGAUGUUUACCUACAAUAUUUUGCUCGACAUGGACUUUGCGUGUACUUGUAAACCACAAGUCUUUGACUGUACUUCGUACCUGGUCCUGCCAGUUUUAAUAAUAUUUAUCUAUAUUCUCUGGACAGACCGGUCAUUUCAGAGAGUCUUUAGAUACAUGUGUUCAGGUGCGUUUGGAUGCCGUAGCCGGCCUCACAUCUGCAGUUUUUUAGGCUCUUUCUUGCGUAAGCUUCUUAAGGCUUUGUUAGUUGGUCUGCUUUGGGUUGCUUUUGUGUAUAUUGAUGGAGACUGGUAUGUUUGCUGUAAGAAUGAUGGCUCUGAACAACAGGCACAGUUAGCCUGCAAAGACAAGAGGAGGAUCACUGAAAAGGAGCAAGUCCUCAUUGCUGAAGUGAAAAACAAGUCCAGGGUUAUUGGUGGAGUUUUACUCUUUGGUAUCAUUUUGAUGGCAUCCCUUAUGCCGCUGUGCAGAUGGACGAAAUGUUGUGGAAAAUCAAGUUCUUGCAACAGAAAACUUUUGAAGGACAAACUGAUUUUAGAGGAGGAGGAAAACGUCUUGACAGAGAUUCUGAGGAAAUCAGUAAAAGAAAAGUUGACUACAGAAGUCGAGGAGAGAAUACGUGGUAAACAAUGGGAGGAGUGUUUCGAUGUUGCUGAAGAACUGAUUAAAAGAUCUAAAGCAAACAUUUCUGAAGAGGAGCAACAACAAGAACCCAGAAACCUCCAGGAGAACCAGCUGAGAACAAUGAAUAUAGUAUAA
Micropterus dolomieu (smallmouth bass) is the source of this 819-nucleotide messenger RNA. RefSeq lists its product as uncharacterized. The record is from RefSeq and is a predicted model, not a curated record. The transcript is spliced from 3 exons. Bases 1 to 819 code for a protein of 272 amino acids. Lineage: Eukaryota; Metazoa; Chordata; Actinopteri; Centrarchiformes; Centrarchidae.